AUGGAUGAUGACAAAAUAGCAUUGAUAAAUUUUACAGAAAAAGAAGGAUUUGAUAAAGAUCAAAUAUUAUUUAGUGAUUUAUAUCCAUUUUCAGGAUUUGAUAAUGCAUUACUUGAACUAUGUUGUUAUCAUGGAUCUGUUGAUUGUUUUAAGUUUUUAAGAACGAAAUUUCAAUCAAAAAUCACUCCAAUUUGUCUCAGAUAUUCAUUUUUGGGUGGAAAUACAGACAUUAUAAAUGAAUGCUUGAAAGUACAAAAACCAGAUGAAGUAUGCAUGGAAUAUGCAAUUAUAUCACACAACAUUGAUUUCGUAACAUUUUUGAUGAAUGAACACAAUAUAAAAAUUGAUUUAAAAUUGUGCUCUAUAUACAAUAAUCUUCAAUCAUUUUUAGUUUAUUUGGAUCAAACAAAUGACAUCAACACAUGUUUUGUUUAUUCUCCGAAUUUCCAUCUUUCAUCACUUUUAGAAUAUUUUAUUUCUAAUGGUGCAGAUAUCAAUGCUAAAGACGGAGAUGGAUCUACCCCUCUUCAUGAUGCAGCCAAGAAAAAUAGCAAAGAAACUGCAGAAAUUCUUAUUUCAAAUGGUGCAGAUAUCAAUGCUAAAGACGGAGAUGGAUCUACCCCUCUUUAUGAUGCAGCCAAGUUUAAUAACAAAGAAACUGCAGAAAUUCUUAUUUCAAAUGGUGCAGAUAUCAAUGCUAAAGACGGAGAUGAAUUAACCCCUCUCCAACUAGCAAACAGUGAAAAUAACGAAGAAAUGGUAUCAAUAUUUAUUUCAAACAAGACAAAAUAA
This is a messenger RNA of Trichomonas vaginalis G3, 792 nucleotides long. RefSeq names its product spectrin binding. Lineage: Eukaryota; Parabasalia; Trichomonadida; Trichomonadidae. Bases 1 to 792 code for a protein of 263 amino acids. Gene Ontology annotation, molecular function: protein binding. The record is from RefSeq and is a predicted model, not a curated record. The transcript has a single exon.